ACUUGAAAGCACCUAUGAUUCUCAACGGUGUCUGUGUAAUCUGGAAAGGCUGGAUAGAUCUACAGAGACUGGAUGGUAUGGGCUGCCUGGAAUUUGAUGAAGAGAGAGCACAGCAGGAGGAUGCAUUGGCACAACAAGCCUUUGAAGAAGCUCGGCGAAGAACUCGCGAAUUCGAGGAUAGAGACAGGUCCCACCGGGAGGAAAUGGAGGCAAGAAGACAGCAAGACCCUAGUCCUGGAUCCAACCUGGGAAGUGGCGAUGAUCUCAAACUACGUUAAUCAAGAGCAGCAGGCGUACCGUGGGUCUGCACACGUGCAUUGCUUCUACUUGGCAAAGGAUUUAAUAAAAGACCAGAAACUGUGAUAACUGGGUAUAUUAUGGUCUGUUUCCUGACCUGCGGCAGUCGGAGUCGCCACGAACUGCCAUGGUUUGCACUAUGUUUAUGUUACAAUACCUGCGUUUCCCAUUUUAAGCAUGUAGCCAGUGGCAAUCUGAAAUUUUGGGGUUUUUUUUCUAUGCAAACUUACUUUUGUUGGCACUAUUUUAGUGAAAUGGAAACUUAUGCAGCUAUAAAACCGUUUUGUUUUUUUUUUCUCAACUGUAAUAAAAAUUGUCACUUAAAAAUAGGUCAAGAUAGUACAGAUU
Mesitornis unicolor (brown roatelo) is the source of this 645-nucleotide messenger RNA. RefSeq names its product core-binding factor, beta subunit (gene CBFB). NCBI's taxonomy places the organism in Eukaryota, Metazoa, Chordata, Aves, Mesitornithiformes, Mesitornithidae. The coding region runs from base 15 to 278 and encodes 87 amino acids. The transcript is spliced from 3 exons. The record is from RefSeq and is a predicted model, not a curated record. Gene Ontology annotation, biological process: regulation of transcription by RNA polymerase II. Gene Ontology annotation, molecular function: sequence-specific DNA binding; transcription coactivator activity. Gene Ontology annotation, cellular component: nucleus; core-binding factor complex.